Ictidomys tridecemlineatus (thirteen-lined ground squirrel) is the source of this 854-nucleotide messenger RNA. Lineage: Eukaryota; Metazoa; Chordata; Mammalia; Rodentia; Sciuridae. The record is from RefSeq and is a predicted model, not a curated record.
AUAAAAAAUGUAGAUUUUUAUUUCAUCCAUAUUAGUCUUGAUUUUCAUUAUACUGGAUAAUUCAUUCAUGAUUGGCAUAGUUUGCUUUAUGGAGGCCAAUAUAAUUCUUUAAUGUUGAGUGUGUAAGACAUUCUGUCUUCCUUCAAGUUAAACUCACUAGAUCCAAUGUUGAAAAGGAAUAUUCUCACUUCUUCAAUCGACAUCUAAAGAUGUCUACUUAAAUCACUUGAAUACCAACGGGAUAUUUUCAGGAGGGUUGUAUGUUUAUGAACAAACAUUAUUGGAUUUUUAUCUUUCAGAAGUCAGCCACUUCUUAUUGGGCUCCUCCAUUAAACUGAGUUCAAACUUCAAAAAUUAUUGUGAAAAAAAAAAAAGGAUUCUAAGCUCAAGGAUUUCCCAAGGGAGACUGAUGGGAAAAGUACACACAGCAGAAAUGGAAAAAUUAUACUACAGUUCAGAGGGGGAAAAGGAUAGCAAGAACGACUUGAGAGUUUAUUUGUUAUCAUGUCAUCCAUCAACAGAUUAAAAACAAUAAAUCAAAAUAGAAUAAGCAAACAACGUCUCCUAGAGCAGAUAAAUGAAAAGCGUGAAACCAACUGUUUUGUGGAAAGAAGCAAUCAAGUCAGCUUCCUGAGAGUUCAGAAGAGGCACUUCAGUGGUGCCCAUCAGUCAUGUGUUUUCACCCAUUUCAAUGAAGGUAUUCCUGACAGCAGCAGGAGCUCCUGGGUCCAACCAAGUGUCUUUGUUCACCCAGAGAAAAGGCACUUUGAACCAAAAAAUAAUGGCAUAUUUGGAUGAAGAUGAAGUGCAUCUCUUAGAGACACACAAAUACAUUCUCUUUGAUCUUUCUUCAA